GUAUACAUACACUGAUUACUGAUAGAGAUAUACUUGGCUUCUCAAUCAUCCAAAUGAUGGCUCUCUACAGUGCUUUGCAGCUAUCCAUGGAGUUCGGAGUUAGACGCAGCAAACGAUUUCGGCCAGAUUAUCCUUGUAAUAAAAAUCUUUCGAAGAGAAUUCGAAGAAAAGUAUGCACCACCACCCACUGCAGAAAUCAUCAGUUCAAAUGCCACUGUUUUCUGAACAGAUGCCCUAAUUUGGACGCUGCAUUCGUAAAGAAUGCAACUUUAAAUUUAACAAGAUCGUUUGAUCGUUUGCAAGGAAAUCCACUCGCGAUAAAAUUGGCUUCGGCGUUGGGUAUUGUUAUUUUUGCAGUAUGGGGACUUUGUCCACUUGUGAGACAAAGUCGAAACGUAUUUCUGAGGACGAGUGAUAGCAGUUGGAAAAAGAGCAGCACGUAUCAUGUUACAGUCUCUUAUAUCCAGCCAUUAAUGCUGUGGACGGGAGCUAUAUUUAUCUGCAGAGCAUUGGAUCCGAUGAUUCUUCCCUCGGAAUCUGCUCAAAUUGUUAAACAACGGCUCCUAAAUUUUGUCAGAUCGUUGUCAACGGUGUUGGCCUUUGCGUAUUGCUUGUCAAGUGUAAUUCAACAAGCACAAAAUUUCUUCAUGGAGAGAAACGAACAAACCGACACCAGAAAUAUGGGUUUCCAGUUUACAGUCAGAGCUUUGUAUACAGCAGUAUGGGUUGCAGCUGUAUCAUUGUUUAUGGAGUUGUUAGGUUUCUCAACCCAAAAAUGGUUAACAGCAGGUGGGCUCGGGACAGUUUUGCUCACUCUUGCCGGUCGUGAGAUUCUCACGAAGUUUCUGUCGAGUGUAAUGAUUCAUACAACCCGGCCAUUUGUCUUGAACGAAUGGAUUCAAACCAAGAUUCAAGGCUAUGAAGUUUCGGGAACGGUUGAGCAUAUGGGGUGGUGGUCACCGACAAUUAUUAGAGGUGACGACCGAGAAGCAAUCCACAUCCCGAACCACAAGUUCAGUGUGAACGUUGUGAGAAAUCUCAGUCAAAAAACUCACUGGCGUAUUAAAACACACCUGGCAAUCAGUCACUUGGAUGUCGGCAAAAUUAACAACAUUGUAGCCGAUAUGCGCAAGGUUCUGGCAAAGAAUCAUCAAGUAGAACAACAGAAACUGCAUAGAAGAGUAUUCUUGGAUAAUAUCGAUCCUGAAAAUCAGGCCCUCUUGAUAAUGGUGUCCUGCUUCGUGAAGACAUCGCGUUUUGAAGAGUAUAUGUGCGUUAAGGAAGCAAUUCUCCACGAUCUUUUGAGAGUAAUUACACACCACCGUGCUCGUUUGGCCACUCCAAUACGUACAAUACAGAAGACAUACAGGGACGCUGACGUGGACACUGUACCGUUUCCAGAUUCCAUAUUCAGCUGGGGAGCUGCUGCUGCUUCUUCUUCAAACCGCGCACUAUUGAUCGAGCCUUCCUAUAAAAUCGAAGAUGAAGAAGAAGAAGAACAAGACAAGACUAAAUCUCAUGCUCGACCAAAAAGUGAUGAGUCAGCGACUGAAAGUAAAGCGGAGAAUAAUACUGCUGCUGCUAGUAAAUCAUCUGGUGGUGAAAAGACCGACGAACAAAAUAACGGUCAAGUCGAUAUCAAAAGUUCGAAAUCUCCAUCGAAAUCGGCGAGUCAUAAUACUAAUGGCAAGAAUUCAGCUAUUAGUUCUCUCGAAGAGAAUAUUGUACUCGGGGUUGCUUUGGAUGGCUCAAAGAGAUCUUUGCCCAUUGACGAAGAAUCAGAUAAUACGAUUCCCACAUCGAAUAAUAAUAACAUUCCGGAAGAAGUUAAGGAACAAGGUGAUAAUAAUAUUAAGCGAUCAAACGUCUCUGCUUCUUAGGAUGCUCUGAGUUAAUCGGGAUGUAAAAACAUUGUAAAUAUUAAUCCAUAUAUAUAUAUGUAUAUUUCUUGUCAAGAUUCUUUGUUUAUGCA
Molecule: messenger RNA, 1972 nt
Organism: Erythranthe guttata (spotted monkey flower)
Lineage: Eukaryota; Viridiplantae; Streptophyta; Magnoliopsida; Lamiales; Phrymaceae
Product: mechanosensitive ion channel protein 2, chloroplastic
Biological process (GO): transmembrane transport
Cellular component (GO): membrane
Source: RefSeq, a predicted model, not a curated record